This is a messenger RNA of Drosophila novamexicana, 2867 nucleotides long. RefSeq lists its product as uncharacterized. The transcript is spliced from 5 exons. NCBI's taxonomy places the organism in Eukaryota, Metazoa, Arthropoda, Insecta, Diptera, Drosophilidae. The record is from RefSeq and is a predicted model, not a curated record. Gene Ontology annotation, biological process: regulation of mitochondrial mRNA stability. The coding region runs from base 53 to 2848 and encodes 931 amino acids.
AUUUGUUUAUUAUUUAACACAUUUUUUCUGUAUAAAAGUUGCAAUUUUUGCAAUGUAUUUAAACUACCUGCCGCGUGCGCCAUGCAAGUGUCUACAAUAUUUGCUGCAAAUGCGGCAACUGCAACUGUUGUGCCGGCAUGUAAACAAUGGCGCCAAGCCGCCCAUUCGAGACGCCUCCUGGCUGUGCGAGCCGAGGUUGGCAACUGGGCAGCUGCUGCUGCCGCUUCCAAUUUCUCACAAUUACAGCAGGCGACGUGCGUCUAGCACCGAUAUCCAAGGCACAGUGGAACAGCAACAGGUGCUCAGCAGCUUGGAGGAGCUGGAGGAUGGUUGCGAAUCAAUUAGCCUGCAGAAGGAUGCACUCAGUUUGCGCUUGAUCGCAGCACGUAGUCCACAGGAGCUCUUGGAUUUGUGUGCGCCGGGCCAGCUGCCGUCUACGCAUCAGGUGCAGUGCAUAUCGCUGCUCUGGCCACAUUUUCAGCGUCUGGCGGCCAGCGAGAAGGAAGCGCUGACAGCCCAACUGCAGCAACGUGUGCCGAAGACCCUGACGCCCCAGCUAGUAGCCGCCUUGGAUGUGAACGACCUGAGCUGCUGCUAUUUGUAUCUGCGCAAAAUGCACGUGCCCAAUAGCGAUGACACGCUGGAACGGAUUCUGCUGCGUGCCCUAAAUAUCAUUGAGCUAGCAACUGAGGGUCAGCAGCUGAGGCUGGUGCCGCUGCCCGCACUUUCUCGCCUACUGGUGGCCAUCAAUUUGGAACGUGACUUCUUUACGCCGCUGGUCUGUCGCAACUUUAUGCCGCAUCUGGAGCGGCAUGUGGCCAAUUGCCACAGCGAGCAGGAUGUGCGUCUGUUAUCCACCUGCCUCUUCCAGCUGCAUCCGCUAAUUGAUGCCGAACUGCUGGCGGCAUUUAAGCAACGCGUCCAGGAGCUGCUGCAAUGUGGCACGUUAGGCAGUGACACGCCCAAGGCGUUGCUCAAGCUGCUGCACAUGCUCAAUAUGCCCAGGUGGUCGCAUCUAAAUACGGCUCUGAUACGCCAGCUAUUGUUGGGGUUGCGCAGCUGCCUGCCAACGCUGGAGCCCAGCGAUCUGAAGAGCGUUUGUCGCACCUUUCUGCAUCAUCAGGAGCCGGUGGCACUGAUGCAGCCACUGAAAAUGGCCACAGAGCGACUGCUGCAGCAGGAGCCCACGCCAGAUGCCCUGUCCUGUGCGGUGCCAUUUGCCUCGCUGCAGCAACGCGAUGCCUACAUACAGCAGUUCCGUCAGCUGUUGCACUCCAAAGCCGCCUGGCAGCUGCCCAAUGCAAGCGGGCAUUUCUUCAGUGUGCUGCGCGCCCUGAAGAUAGCCGAUGUGCGGAUCUGUGAUGCGUACUGGUCAGCGGUGGUUGGUGUGCUGUCAAAUGAUCCCCAGGAGCAGCGGCAUUUGCGUUUUUUGCGCCAUUGUCAGCGCUACAUGAACUUCAACAAUAAUCUUGGCGGCACGUAUCGCCAUCAGGGCGUGGAGCGCACGCUCAGUCGCAUGUGCCUUGAUGCCAUUGAACGGGAUGUGGCGGGCAGAUUGCCAGCGCAAUUCGCACGUCUGGCUUCCUUUGUCUUGGCCUAUGGCCAGACACCGUUUGGCUGGAAGAAGUUCCCAAAUCUGCUGCUGAGCAAAAUGCUCGCCAUGGCGCCACAAUUUGAUAUACAGGAUUGUUUUCUACUCGGUCGCGGCAUGCAGAUCGCCUGCGAGCUGCGUUUCCGCCAGCAUGUACCACAUCUGCUGGCCAUGCAGCUGUCCACCAUGGAUAGCAUUCUGAUUGCCUGUGCCGAACGGCAUUUAGGCAACAGCGAACAGCAGCCGCUAAAUGCCAGCGAUCUGAGCGUUUUGGUGCGCACACUAAGUCAUCGGAAAACGCUAAAAAACACCCAGGUGUAUAACCAGGCGCUGUUGCAUUAUAAAACCCUUCAGUGCAACGAUCUCAAUUCGCGUGUGUUGCGAGAAAUGGCAUAUAAUUUUAAUGCUUCGCACUUUUUUGUGGCCGGCCUGUUGGAAUCCAUGUUUGACUAUAUCGCCCAGCAGCAUGAGCACAUCACAGGCGACACCGUCGAGAAGGUGCUCACCUGUGCCUACAAUCUGGGCUACACACCUGCCUCACUGGAGGCAUUGGACUAUGCUGCUUUGGUGCUACUACGAGAUUUUGAUCACAUGAGCGGUUUGUCCUUGGUGCAGUCGUGCCUGGCGCUGUGCUUCUAUAAGACCAUUCCGGAGCAGCUGGUCAAUCGAGUGUUCUGCGUCAAGUUCAUACAGCGCAUCGAGGAUGAGAUACAAAUCUGUUACUCAAAGGCGACCUAUCCGGGGCUGGUGCUCAAUCGCGUGAUGCAACUGAAUCGCACCGUUUGCCUGGAUCUGCCCGAGACAAAUGUGCCCUGGUUUCAGCAAAACUACGUCGAGGCGCAGCUCAGCAAGAAACCGCUUGUGCCCAGCGCUUUUAGUGCGGAUGUCAAACAUCUGCUGCAGGAUUUGCUCAAGGAUGAGAACUAUUUUCGCUGCAAUCACACAACGCCCUAUGGCUAUCAAAUUGAUUUCGUGAUACAUUUCGACAAGGAUAAGAAGCUUAUACCAGCGCCGCCAAUGGAGGCCACCAUGUUGGACCGCAUAACCAAGGUGGCGAUUCUGCUGCUCAAGCUGGACUCAUUCUGUGAGAACGAUCUGACUGCGUUGCGUGGUCCCGAAUCGCUGAAGAUCAAGCAUCUGGAAAUGAUGGGCUAUAAGGUGUUGCAUAUUAACGAACAUGACUGGAACUCCAAGUACAUGAUGGCGCCGGGCGCCAAGGCCAACUAUUUGAAAUGCCUGCUGCAAAUUUCACGUUAGAUUAAUAAUUGUUAAAAAC